AUAAUUUUUGAUUCAAUGAAAAAAUGUGUUUUUUUUAAAAUUUAUUUUGGUCUAAAAAUGGAUUUUUGCGAUUUAGGUCGAUGCUGUAGAUGUAUAAAUACAUAUUUUACCAGAAGGUUAAUAGUACGAUGACUUACAAAAAUUUCCAAGAAUAAUAAUUAAUUUAUGACCCUCAAGCCCCCUCUGAUAGUUGUGUCUAGGCGAAAAAAAUUGGUUAAAAUAUAAUUAACUAGGCUUCAAAAUAUUUUACUGGGUGACAUUCAUGUUGUCUUAUUUUUUAUAUUAAAUAAAGAACUGAUUACGCCAUUUUGGCGUAUGAUGGUUGAUACAUAUAAAUAUUAAAUGAUUAGUGAUGUAAAUAUUUGGGAAACACGUUUUUAGUUCAGAAAUAAUUUAUUGUAAACAUUUACCCGAUAUUUAUUUAUUUUACCUUCGAUGUGAAAUUGAGAAGGUAUUAAUUUUAACAUAAUUUGCAUUAAUUUUUUUGUCUAUCAUUUUUUGCUCAUGGUCUCUACGGUGACAUACACUGGGCUAAGAAUACUUCCAAUCUAUAAAAUGUUACACAGUAAUGAAAUUAGUGAAAUUUGUGUAUGACUGUGAAACAAUAAGUAGAAGGUUCAAAAAAAAAAAAGUACUAUACUAAGUAUAAUGUAUUUUUGAUAAAUAAAAAAUUGUUUUUUGUAGUAACUGACAAAUUAGAUUUCCUGGAUGGGAACAAUUUUAUUCUAAUGAUUUUCCAGUUUGAAGGGGAAUCUUAACUAAUAAAAUGGUAGCUAUUUCUGUAGUUAGGAUUUUGAGGUCAUCAUGUAGUUGGUUAUAAAUUAGGGAGCUUUUGAGAUAACCCGAAUAACAAUGCAUGGAAUGGCCUUAUAUUUGAUAUUUUCGUAGACUUUCAUAAUGGAAUGCCAUUAGAUGGGUUGGAGAAGUGACUUGAAUAAUAUUAUACGAGUCAGCCAAAAUAUCAAUUGUAUCUGGUUUGAUGCAACAACUAGACAAGUCCUAAUUUUCUAGAAAAUAACUUUUUAUUAAAUUUGUUAAAUAUAACUUUUCUACAUAAUUCAGUACAAAACGAGUUCUACUAUAAUUGUUAAUAAUUAUAUUUGUGGAUAUAUUUUGUAUAUUUUUUAAACUAUUAUUACUUUUAUCAUCCAUUUAUUUUUCGAUGAUAUUAACUGUAAAAAUUCUAAGGAAAUUAGUUAACAUUCAGUCCCUUGAAUCGUUUAUCAUAUCUCCCGAAAAUUUGUUAUUUUGAAGUUAGGAAAAUUGCUCUUUAGAUCGACAACAUUAAGUAUAUUAAACAAUUGAAUGUUGGAGUAAAUGAGAAGCCGCAGCAAGCGCAGGUGGUUUUUAAGUAGUUUGCGUUAAUUUUUUAAUGUGAAAUCUUAGCGAGCCUACGAUCUAAUAAGAGACCUAAGUAGUUUAUAGAGUUUUUGUGUACAAUAACUUCAUUAUUAAAAACAAGAUUGAACUAUCUUAUAGUCGAAGAGUAAAGGUUACGUAUAUUAUUUUGGUUAGUAUACUUUAAUUUUUCAAUUUUUACAUCACUGAAAAGGAUGUUUAAUAGUGAUUGAACUUGGUUGAAGACAAUUAAUGGAUUCAAGCUAACAGCUAGUAUGACCAUAUUAUCCGCAUAAAUUAUCUAAAGUACUAUUUAAUUUUAGGAUAUCUGUAUUGUAGAUUAUGUACUAGAAGAAAGCAAUGUCACUGUCUUAUGUAAUAUAGUCUAUCCUAUUAUCUUUGAAAGUGGAAGUAAAAUAUUUUUUUAAUAUUUAGUUUAAUUGUAAUUUCCUGAACUAUUGUUACUAGACUAGGAAGUAUAUAUUUUACUUAGUAGUGUUAUAGGAGAAAAGGUUCAUGGUUGAGUCAGUUAGGACCUAAAUGCUUUAUUUAUUUAUAAAACUAUUAAGGGAUACGACACUUGGGAACACAAACUCGUAUAUCAUAAAUAUUAAAGUGAGUAAAAAGUUCAAAUUUUAGGAUCAACAUUUAAAUUUCAAAUAUGUAUAGUUCGUUAAUAUUAAAUUAAUAUUAGGAAAUUAAUUAUACACCUUUCUGAAACAAUAUGUAGAAUAAUUUUUACUGAUAGCAAGUUUUUUUAGAAAUUAUGAUGACUUUUUAGUCUUAAACACGUACUACUAUAGUCUUUUGUUUGAAAAGAUGAAAAAUUAUUCAACUAGCCUCUAUUCAAGGUAUCAUCUCAUACCUCCACUUUUUUCAUCAAUGAGUACAACUUUGAAUAGGAUAAAUCAAACAGAAUAUUAACUUUUUUUAACUAAUUUUUUGUAGCAGUUAAUUUAUUUUGUAUCCUUAGCCUUCAAGAGACUGUACCUACAUUUAAACUACUUUAUAUUUGUAGGUCAGUAUGGUUAGUGUAGAUGACGCAAUAAAAUAUUACCUACUUAUUUCUUGACAAAAAAUGUUAAAAGCAAAAAUCAUUAAAAAAUGUAAACCAAAAUUACGUAUUACUCAUAGUUGUUCUACUUUUAAAGUAACGUUUACAAGUAAUUAUCUUAAUAAUAAUUGUUUAAAAUAACUGGGACAGCGGUAGUACCAAGUUUAAUAUAGUGAUGUCUUCUAUGUCGUAUUAUUUUGUGACAAUUGUAAGUUAUAGGAAUCGGACCUACCUACUAGUACUUAAUAACACGUCAAAUAUUACCGGGAUACGAUUUAAUAUGGAGAUGGCUUCCAAAAUCUGAGAUCUAGAAUGCGUUGUGCCAAUAAUGAUAUCCAACUAAUCGAGUUUUUUUCUCAAAAUUAUUUAAUUGUAUUUGAUGAGAUAUUAAUUGCAACUCAUUAUGAUGGGACUGUCACAUAUUAUUUCCUUGUUCUUUACAGUUUACUAUCGCAGUAAACAGUUAGAACCUUUACGAUGUGGUCGAUAACCGUGUUAUUACUAUUAUGUACCAAGAAUGUUUUUAUUAUAGCGGCUCCAAAAAACAUAUCAAGUCAAGAUUUAGAUAAAGAAGUGAAAAAUAAACAAUGGUCAUUCGAUACUAACAUUUUAAUUUGUAAACCAUGUGAAUGUGGAGUUGGUUAUCCAGGCUCACGGAUUGUUGGAGGAGCUGAAGCUAAAGAAAAUGAAUAUCCUUGGAUGGUGUCGUUAUGGAAUGCAAAAAAAAAAUUUUUCUGUGGUGGAUCAAUUAUAACUGAUCAAUAUGUUUUAACAGCUGCACAUUGCUUUAGUGAAGACCCAGCAUCCAAUUUUCGAGAAAUUUAUGUGAUGUUAGGUCACACUAAAAGACCCGAUAGAUUAAUACUUGGUUAUUCCAAUGUAAUCAAGGCUUCAUUAGUCAAACUUCAUCACAAUUAUGAUCCAGAGGGAAUUAGCAUUCAUGAUAACGACAUAGCUUUGGUUAAGUUGGCCAAACCAGUAAAAUUUGAUCAAACUUUACGAACAUUAUGUUUACCUAAAAAGAGGUUGGAUUAUAGCGGUUUAUCUGGUGUUGUAGCCGGAUGGGGACAAAUAAGUGAAACCAGCAGUACGUCUUUGAAUUUAAGACGUGCUACUGUACCAAUAUGGAGUGAAAAAGAUUGUUCAGUCAUUCCUGAAUAUGAAAAACCAGGAUACACGUCCAAUAUGUUAUGUGCAGGUUAUAAAAAUGGAGGCAUAGACUCUUGUCAGGGUGACAGCGGAGGACCACUCAUGGUUUAUGAUAACAACGAUAAAACAACAGUAGCAGGAAUUGUAUCAUGGGGUAUUGGAUGUGGGGCACCUAAACUUCCUGGAGUUUACACACGUGUUGAUAACUACAUAGAUUGGAUAAUGAAACACACUAAAGACAGUUGUCAUUGUUCAAAUUAAUUUUAGAACAGAUUAUUUUAAAAAUGAAAAUUGUUGUGUAAAAUAAAAAAAUAUAUAAGAAUAUUUAAGUUUUAAGUACUAAUCUAUAGUUAGUAGUAAUAAUACUAAUAAUAUAAUUGGAAAAUUGUUAGAUUAUAAACAGACAU
This is a messenger RNA of Daktulosphaira vitifoliae (grape phylloxera), 3948 nucleotides long. Its product is annotated as trypsin-1-like. The record is from RefSeq and is a predicted model, not a curated record. NCBI's taxonomy places the organism in Eukaryota, Metazoa, Arthropoda, Insecta, Hemiptera, Phylloxeridae. The transcript is spliced from 7 exons. Gene Ontology annotation, biological process: proteolysis. Bases 2870 to 3802 code for a protein of 310 amino acids. Gene Ontology annotation, molecular function: serine-type endopeptidase activity.